Schistosoma guineensis is the source of this 1372-nucleotide messenger RNA. NCBI's taxonomy places the organism in Eukaryota, Metazoa, Platyhelminthes, Trematoda, Strigeidida, Schistosomatidae. The record is from the annotation of a GenBank genome assembly.
CUGAAGCUCAGUUUUUGACACAAUCACUUGAAAUGAUUGUUCACCAUAUUUUUUAAUCAUUCAGUAGAAGGUCACGUGGCUUUUGGAAAUUCAAAAAGCGUACCACCUAUCGCGAGAGUGUACUAGUUGAACUGCUUUCAAUAAUUGUCUUUCAAAAUGAGUGCUGACAAAGCGGACCCACCAUAUCCAAAGUCUCCGGAUCUCGACGGUCUCCCACAACCAUAUCCCCCCCAAUAUCCUGAUACAGUAGUUGUGGAACAGCCUUGUCCGGUAAUCACCGACUCACAUUUUGUUCCCGGACCAGAUCCAGUAAAUACCGUGUGUCCAUACUGUCAUAAAGAUGUUACAACUCUUGUGACCUACAAAACAGGAAUAUUAACAUGGGCGGGAUGUUUUGGGAUUUUUAUAAUUGGGUAAGUCUUCUCAUAUUUGUAUAUAUACAUUUAUGCAUAUCAUACUUCACUCAUAUUUCGAGAUUAUCAAGAAAAUUAGCUACGUAAUUCUGAAAUAUUGUACUCAACCGGAAAAGUAUCAAGCAGGUGAGAACUGGGAGCGUAUAUUUCUCUUUUGAUAAUAAAAUUUAAUAUUGCCAGUACAUCUGACAUAAGAUUAUUAGGUUUUUUUUGAAAGUCUCAUACAACUCCUCCUUGACUAAUAAGAAGCAAAAACCUUUAGAAAUUCACUGUAAUCUUUAAUAACCUUUGUGUUACAUUUCACAUAUCUCCGUAUUUAAACUACAUUGAACAGUCCUGUCAUCUGAACAUUUAAAACAGUCAAAAAUAUCUUUAAUUCCCCAUACGUUUUUAUUAGUAAGAAUGAAUAAUCAAUUUGAUAUCCAUCUCAAGACCAUCAAGCAAAUAACGAUGAAAACAUAUGUAUAGAAUUAUUGGAAAUACAUUCUUAUCAUUAUUGUAUAAUUCCAUACAAAAAAAUUAUGAAAAUAGUAUGAUGAAAGUUAGCUCGUCAACAUAACAAACACAGAUCAUUUACAACCCUAAUAAUCCCAAUGAUAAAAAAACUCCUGGUCUCAAAUUCAUCUACGUAGCUGUUAUGCCAGAAAAUAUUUCGAAAAUUAAUUUAUCUUUAGUUAAUAAAAACAACUGAGAUAAACAAUUAACCAUCGGCGUAUAACAGUAACAUAACAAAUCUAGGCUUAUCAACUUGCUAAGCUGAUUUUUAUUCCAGUAAUGCACAAUCAAACCUUCAUAUGGCAUAUAAAUUCGGAUAUUUAUAUGUAGCAAUAGGAAUCAUAUCAAUCAGCUACUGAAUCAUUUUUCAAUAGUUCAUAUUCCCAAUAAGUUCGUUUUAACAUUCAGUGAUCCACCAUAUGAAUAACUGCAUCGCUCUCAACUUUUAUAAUUUUGUGCUUACC